This is a messenger RNA of Branchiostoma belcheri (Belcher's lancelet), 2019 nucleotides long. RefSeq names its product kelch-like protein 24. Bases 1 to 2019 code for a protein of 672 amino acids. The transcript has a single exon. Gene Ontology annotation, molecular function: protein binding. Lineage: Eukaryota; Metazoa; Chordata; Leptocardii; Amphioxiformes; Branchiostomatidae. The record is from RefSeq and is a predicted model, not a curated record.
AUGUUCCGGUUCCGAGUGCGUCGUGAUUCUGAUGCCUACGGCUACGACGACUAUGAUGAAUCCGACAGGGAAUACCCCUAUGAGUAUGACUCAGAUAUCUGCUACGUCAACAGAAGGAGGGACAGAAGAUCGAAAGAAGAUGGUUCCCGUCGCUUUAAAAACUAUUACCAAGGACGUGAGCUCCUUGCUGAAUUUGCCAGUCAGCGUGAGGCCGGGGCAUUCCUUGAUGUGGUGGUACAAGUCGAGAGUAGAGAGUUUCCCUGUCACCGGGCAGUACUGGCAUCCACGCCGUACUUCAAGACCAUGUUGUCGUCCAACCUCUCUGAAAGUAGUUCAAGAGUCAUACAGCUACGUGAGAUUGAUUCUAUAAGCUUUUCCAAGAUCCUGGACUUCCUGUAUACCGGGAAAAUUUGCAUCGGUAAAGAUGACGUCCAGGACAUUCUGAAGACGGCUCAUAUGCUGCAAUUUGACAGGAUUGUGCAGUACUGUCAUACGUUUAUCCAAGACAACCUCUGCUUGUCUAAUUGUCUGGGCGUCAUGAGCCUGGCAGACAUGUAUGGUCUUUCUGUCUUGAAGACGAAAGCAAGGGACAUGGCAGUGUCAAACUUCCCAGAUGUCACACAAGAAGAGGAGUUCCGUAGCCUUUCGGUUCAAGAGCUCGCAGAUAUACUCGGAGACGAGCGUCUGAAAGUCACCAAUGAAGAUGACGUCGUCCAGUCUGUGUUACGAUGGCUCGACCAUGUCCCUGAGAACAGCAAGACAGGAAUCCUAAAGAUUUUGCAAAAGAUCAAUUUAUCGUGCGUGAGGAUCAGCGUGCUACAGAAGCUGGAGUCACACCCUGUGAUACGUGAGUCUGCAGAAUGCCUAGCAAAAAUCACAGCGGCUAAGGUAGAAGGGGAAGAUGCAGGUGUUCCUAGACUCGGGAUAUCGGACAACCUGGCAAUCAUUUCUGCAGCCAAGAAACCGCGUCUUUACAACGUGCACCCCAUCAUUGCAGAGCCUACAUCUGUACAAAGGAUAAUUUGCUUAGACCCAGACUCUGAGCAGUACUACCACAUCACCACCCUACCAACGUCUGUCUCCGGCUACAUGAGCGUGGCAAGUGCAGGGAGACAACUGUACGUGACAGGUGGGCGGGUUCAUCCUCUAGUCGGCCAGGGUCCCCAUUCUGCUCCAUCCAGACAAGCCUUUCGGUACGAUUUCCCUUCGGACACUUGGUUGAGGCUGCCCGACAUGCCUCGCGGCAGGGCAGGGCAUCGAUCUGUUGUCGUUGACGGGAAACUCUUCGUGGUCGGCGGUGAUGCUGAGGCGACCUCUUUGUUGACCAUGGAUUGUUAUGAUCCUGUAAAGGGGGCUUGGAUACAGAUACGUGUGCGCCCGCCAUUGCGCACGUCAUCGAUAUUGACGGUAACAGCCUUCAGGGACAAGAUUGUAUUCAUCGAGAUACAUCGCGAUGACCGUCCGAUCACAGUAAAUUUCGGUUUUGCGUUACUUUUCGGGGCGACUAUGGGCGACUAUGGGCUCUCAGAAAAACUGUGUGUCCAUGCCUUUGGUGUCAAAACCAAAGAUUGGCGGUACACCGAUAUCCAGUUCGAUAUCCGAGGUUUGGUGCGCGUGGAAAUUAUCGCGACUGCUGCCAAUGACAAGCUUUAUAUCCGUACCGGAUGUACACCGUAUGCUAACGUAUACGUCUUCGAUGCCGAAGGGGAGAACCUGAAUAAGGGUGAUAGACGCGAUGUCAAAGAGAAAUUCUUCCGAGCGCAUACUGAGCACAGUUACCACUACAUGACUGGACAGGAGGGCAUCGUGGAUAUCAUUCGCAACUAUGACUUCGGAGCCGACGACUUUAUGGCAGCGACGCGCCUUCCCUUUGCCUUAUUCGGCCACAGCUUCCUCGAAACCAAGAAGAGCCGCCUCGGAUGGUACUUUCGGGACCUUGCAGCACUGGAGAAAGAGGACGAGCGAGAAGGGUCAGACAGUGAGCUUAAUGGAGCUACGAGCUCGAGUGACUACGAGUGA